Molecule: messenger RNA, 330 nt
Organism: Sturnus vulgaris (Common starling)
Lineage: Eukaryota; Metazoa; Chordata; Aves; Passeriformes; Sturnidae
Product: lymphocyte antigen 6E-like
Cellular component (GO): plasma membrane
Molecular function (GO): acetylcholine receptor inhibitor activity
Source: RefSeq, a predicted model, not a curated record
AUGAAGUUCUCCCUCCUUGUGGUGCUGGCUUUGGUCCUGUUUGCAGCUCAAGCAAAUGCCCUGUACUGCUACACCUGCAACUGGGAACAAAGCAACUGGAGCUGCCUGAAGGCUGAGAAGUGCUCGGACAAGGACGAGUACUGUGUCACCAACGUGGCCUCGGUAGGAAUCGGCUUUUUGUCCCUUUGGAAGAGGAUCACCAAGAAGUGCUCCAGCACCUGCCCACACCACAAUUUCCUCCUGGGCCUGGCCACCUACACCUCCUACUGCUGCCAAAGCUUCCUGUGCAACCUGAGUGCGUGCCCAGGGCCACGGCUGGCUCGCCCAUGA